UAAUCAUGGGGCAAAACACCAUCCAUUAUCAAUCUCCGCUGGAAGCGACCCCAGCGAAUAAAGCGCAUGGUAAGUCAUCCGUUCGUAGGAAAACGGGGAAAAACGGCUAUUUAACCUUUUGCUGAAAUGUUUGGCGAAUUUACUGUUCUGUUGCCUCAUUUUUCUUAAAUUAAUGUUUCAUCCAUGAAAUAGCAGCCUUAGUUCCAAAUAUUUCAGUAAAUUAGAGAUGACUCCAAAUCCUUCUAAAACAACAGCCGACAGGAUCGACAAAGACAACAUUCUAGCUACAGGGAGCUCCCAAAGACAAAGGCGCCCAGUGGUCAAGUAUGAAUCGAAGUCGCUCAAUAAAACUUUGAAGAAAAAAUCAAAGAAAAAUAAGCAGGAGUUAAAAAAGGAUGCAAAACGAAAACAUAAAAGCAAAUCAAGACUUAUCAAAACAUCUCGCUCAAAGUCAUCCUUGCGGCCGACGAAGUCGCUGACGGAUGCGGCGGCAGUGGCCGGCCCGAGCCGCGGCCGACCUCGGCGCCGCAGCAGUGCGCGCAUCGCCUCGUGCAGUCCCCAUCCGUCCGGCUACUCCGCCCUCAGCGCCCGAAACCCCUCCGCCGACUCAGGCGUCAAAAAGGCGCGCCGUCGCAGAAAGUCGCACGGAUGGAGCAACAGGAAGCGUAGCCGCAGUCGGUCGGCCGCCCGACCACCCAAAACCACUGCGGCAGGUCCCAGUCAGCUGCACACCCGAGAUGAUGAGGCCGACAAACCGAAACCCGUCCAACCGGUGACCACAGACACUGGAGUUGACUUCUCAGACGUCGGAGGGCUACAUGAACAGAUUGAGAAGCUGAAGGAAAUGAUCGUAUUUCCCUUUCGAUAUCCAGAAGUCUUCAAAAAGUUUGGCUGUCCCAGAGGAGUUCUCUUUUAUGGACCACCAGGAACCGGGAAGACUCUGGUUGCCCGUGCCCUUGUGCAUGAACUGAGCAAGGGCACACAGAAAGUUACCUUCUACUCUCGUAGCGGGUCCGAUAUUCUGUCCAAAUGGUUUGGAGAAAGUGAAUCAAACCUGCGGGAUCUUUUCGAAGCGGCGAAAACCAACCAGCCGUCGGUGAUUUUCUUUGACGAGCUGGACGCGCUGGCACCCGCGCGCAACUCACAGCAGGACCACGUGUACACGACCAUCGUGGGAGCUCUGCUGACGCUGCUGGACGGCCUGGAGGACCGGCAGCAGGUGGUGGUGAUCGGGGCCACGAACCGCCCCGACGCCCUGGACAGCGCCCUGCGGCGACCCGGCAGAUUCGAUCGAGAAAUCUUCUUCCCUCCGCCCAACCUGGAGGCGAGGCGCGAGAUUCUGCGGAUCAGCGCGCCCGACGGCUGCUCCGAGCUGCUGACCUGGCUGUCGGAGCGCACCUCAGGCUUCUGCGGCGCCGACAUCGCGCUGCUCAUCAGAGAGGCGUUCCUGGCGGCCGUCAAGGAGGCCUACCCGUCCAUCUACAAUACCGCCGUCAAGGUGGACAUCGACCCCACCGUCAAGGUGAUGAAGCGGCACUACGAGACGGCUCUGGCCAGUUUCCGUCCGUCAGGCGGCCGCGGCAUGCAGGAGUGGAGGGAGGUGGUGCCGGAGAUCCUCCACCCGCUGAUCGACCACGACCGGCAGCACCUGGUGGACGUCAUCAGCCGGCGCUGCCCGUGGCUGCUGCCCAACAAAGUCAAACGAGGGGAGAUCUGCUCGCAGAUGCGCGUGCUGAUGUGUCCCGACGAGCGCUACCCAGAGGACCCCGAGUACGUCAGCAAGUCGGUGUUGUCCGCGUUCGCCGACUGCAACAUCUGGACCAUGGACGACGCCUACGUCAUGUCGCUCACCUGCGUCGAUGUCAUGCAGCUACUGUCGGAGCGUAUCCACGACGUGGGCCGGCACCGGUCGCCGACGGUGCUGUACAUGCCGCGCCUGGAGGAGCUGGAGGAGGCCCUCCAGCUGCGCGUCGGCACCGGCCUGGAGCGGCUGCUGGGCAUGCUGCCGCGCUGGGCGCCGCUGCUGGUGGUGCUGACCAGCGUGCAGCCGUACCCGGCGCUGGUGGAGCAGCAGCGCGCCGCGCUGGCCACCGCCCACCUGCACAAGGUGGUGCGGCCCGGCCAGCCGCAGCGCACAGCCUUCUUCACCACCCUGCUCAGCCACGGCCGCCACCUCUCCGAGCGCAGCAUCGACCAGCUGGUGGAGCUGACCCGCGGAUGGAGCGUCCAGGAGCUCGGACAGCUGAGCGUGCGGGUCUCGCAGAUCCGCGCCGAGACCAAACACACGCCGUCCGUGGCCAGCCUGAUCAAGGAGCUGACCAUAGAGCGACAGCUGAACAGCCGGAGAGCCUGAGGCCCGGAAAGUCCCGACUCCACCGAAAAGACAGGCCUAUGGACCAGACGAGAGAGAUGCGCACCCUUUCGGUGUGCGGAGAAUCUACGACAAAUGCUAUAUUUCAGCGUUCAGCAGCAUGUCCCUGACCCUGUUCUAAUUUUGGAACCAUUUUUGUAUUGUUUGUCUUCAUUUACCAGUCAUUUGUUUCCAGAGUCCGUUGUGGCAGCAAAUAAACACGUGAUGUUGUGUUA
Amphibalanus amphitrite is the source of this 2586-nucleotide messenger RNA. Its product is annotated as ATPase family AAA domain-containing protein 2-like. The coding region runs from base 227 to 2353 and encodes 708 amino acids. Gene Ontology annotation, cellular component: nucleus. The transcript is spliced from 12 exons. Gene Ontology annotation, biological process: positive regulation of transcription by RNA polymerase II. The record is from RefSeq and is a predicted model, not a curated record. Gene Ontology annotation, molecular function: ATP hydrolysis activity; chromatin binding; histone binding. NCBI's taxonomy places the organism in Eukaryota, Metazoa, Arthropoda, Thecostraca, Balanomorpha, Balanidae.